Diversispora eburnea is the source of this 1314-nucleotide messenger RNA. NCBI's taxonomy places the organism in Eukaryota, Fungi, Glomeromycota, Glomeromycetes, Diversisporales, Diversisporaceae. The record is from the annotation of a GenBank genome assembly.
AUGCCUAAAAAUAAGAGUUCACUUAAAAUGUCACCAAGACAAAGAGUUAUUUCGAAACCCCGUAACUAUGUAUUCUGUUAUUAUGUUUCUGGACAUGGUUUCGGACAUGCUACAAGAGUCGUUCAAGUGGCAUCUGAAAUUCUUUCUCUUUCUCGUAAGCAUACCUUGUACAUAAUUUCAAAUGCACCACGGUUUAUUUUUCAAGGGGCUAUAAAUCUCGGAGCAAAAUAUAGACACGCACUCAUAGACGCGGGGGUUCAACAACCUCGAGCGUACACAGUUGAUAGACAUAAAACUAUAGAUGAUUUAAAAACAUUUCUUGAGAAUAGACCAGAAAUGAUAGAUAGAGAGACAGCUUGGUUGAAAGAAGUAAAGGCUGAUAUUGUUUUAUCUGAUGCCCCAUUCUUGCCUUGUGCGGCGGCUUCCGUCACGGGAAUUCCAUCAGUUAUAGUUAGUAACUUUACAUUCGAUGCAGUAUAUAAUGGUUUGUGCGAAGGUGAUGAUUUAGAUAUAACAAUAAAUCGACUUGUCGAGCAAGUGGUAGAAGAUUAUAAGAAAUCCGAAUUAUUAAUUCGAUUACCAGGAUACAUUCCAAUGCCUUCGUAUAGCGGGACACAACUUUAUCCCGAUUUAAAUAUUUCGGUGAAAUUAUUAAAUAAUGGAUGUUCAAGUGUAAUUAAUCAUAAUAAUCGACGAAAUGUAGUUGAUGUACCUUUAGUUGUUCGAAAAUCAAUAAGACCAAGAGAUAAAGUUCUUUCCGAUCUUAAUAUUCCAAAAGAAGUAUAUGAUACGCAUAAAGUAUUGUUGGUCUCUUUUGGAGGACAAAAUUUAGUCGGUAUAGAGGAUUGGGGAAAUCCUUUACCUAAUGGAUGGAUAGCAAUAGUAUGUGGUGACCCUAAAAUAAAAUUACCCGAAAAGUUUUAUGUAUGUCCACGAGAUGCUUAUAUUCCAGAUUUGACUAAUGCAGCUGACGCUGUGAUGGAAUGUAUCGGACAUAAAAAACCCUUCAUUUAUGUUCCGCGACCACAAUUUAUUGAGGAACUUGGAUUAAAACGUCUCAUGGAGAUUCAAGGUUCAAGUGUUGAAAUGCCAAAAGAACAUUUUGAAACAGGAAAAUGGAAAGAUUAUAUAUUAAAAGCAUUUGGUAUGCCUGGUGUUUGUGAAGAUAUUAAUAAACGAUUAACACAUGACGGUGGUAAGAUAUCGGCUAAAUUAUUGGAGAAUUUUUUAGAUAAUCGUGCCGUAACUCAAAGAAAAUCAAAAAAUACUAAUGGAUUUCCUUUAAGUAAAGGUGCUGUUGCACAAUUAUCAUAA